Molecule: messenger RNA, 1659 nt
Organism: Hemiscyllium ocellatum (epaulette shark)
Lineage: Eukaryota; Metazoa; Chordata; Chondrichthyes; Orectolobiformes; Hemiscylliidae
Product: rhodopsin kinase grk7-a-like
Exons: 4
Coding region: 1-1659 (552 amino acids)
Biological process (GO): signal transduction; regulation of signal transduction; protein phosphorylation
Cellular component (GO): cytoplasm
Molecular function (GO): rhodopsin kinase activity; ATP binding
Source: RefSeq, a predicted model, not a curated record
AUGUGUGACAUGGGAGCACUCGACAACCUGAUAGCCAACACGGUUUAUCUGCAAGCCAGGAAGAGUGUGGAUGGCGAUGUCAAGGCGAUGAGAAAGAGGCGGCAGAGUUUAGCUCUGCCAAGCCAUCAGCAAAGUGCUUCAGUCAAACAAAAUAUUGAUAUUAUCUACGAGAGUGUGUGUGAGAGACAGCCAAUUGGCAAGAAGUUGUUUCAUACGUUUACAGCAACUGUUCCAGAAUAUCAAGGUGCUGUGGAGUUUGUAAAUGAAGUUACUGACUUUUAUCUGGCAGAAGAUGGGGUGAAGGACAAUCUCAGGCAGAACAUCAUCACUAACUUUCUAAAACCUGAUUCGAAGAACUAUCUCUCCUUCCUCAGCCAGGAUCUGGCCGAUAAAUGUAAAGAUGCAACAGAAAAGGAUUUUGAGGAACUCUUGCCGAUGGCUAAGGCAGAAGUUAGAAUGUUCCUUGCCGGACAACCUUUCCAAGACUUCCAAAACAGUCCGUUUUUCACGAAGUUCUUGCAGUGGAAAACAUUUGAGCGACAGCCGAUAACUGAGAAAUACUUCUAUCAGUUCAGGGUGUUGGGAAAGGGUGGAUUUGGAGAGGUGUGUGCUAUACAAGUGAAAACAACUGGGAAGAUGUACGCCUGUAAACAGCUGGAUAAGAAACGGCUGAAAAAGAAGCACGGAGAGGAGAUGGCCCUCCUCGAGAAAGAAAUCUUGGAAAAGGCGAACAGCCCGUUUAUUGUCAGUUUAGCCUAUGCAUAUGAAACCAAGAACUCCCUGUGUUUAGUCAUGACCUUGAUGAAUGGAGGAGAUCUGAAGUUUCACAUUUACAACAUUGGAGAACGGGGAAUCGAAAUGAAGCGUACAAUAUUUUACGCAGCCCAGAUUACUUGUGGAAUCCUGCAUCUGCACUCCAUAAAGAUUGUGUACCGCGACAUGAAACCAGAAAAUGUGCUUUUGGAUGACAACGGCAACUGUAGGCUGUCAGAUUUGGGGCUUGCAGUCAAAGUGAAAGAGGGUAAAUCCAUUACACGUAUUGCUGGAACUAAUGGUUAUAUGGCUCCAGAGAUACUGAAAGAGGAGAGCUACAAAUACCCUGUGGAUUGGUUCGCUUUGGGAUGUAGCAUUUACGAAAUGAUUGCUGGCCGAACACCUUUCAAGGAUUAUAAAGAAAAGGUCAGUAAAGACGAAGUAAAAAGAAGAACACUGGAAGAUGAAGUGAACUAUGAAAACCCCAAAUUCACAGAGGAGGCGAGGGACAUUUGCAGACUGUUUUUGGCAAAGGACUCAGAAGAACGUUUAGGCUGCAGGGGUGAAAACGAUGACCCUAGAAAUCACCCUUUCUUCAAGUCGAUCAACUUUCAACGUUUAGAAGCUGGACUUACUGAGCCUCCUUAUGUGCCAGACCCCUCCACGGUGUAUUGUAAGGACAUCGGAGAUAUUGCUGACUUCUCUGAGAUCAAAGGUGUUGAAAUCACUGACCAGGAUAAGCAGUUCUACAAGAAGUUUUCUACAGGUGCUGUCACCAUCCCGUGGCAGGAAGAAAUUAUUGAAAGUGGUGUAUUUGAUGAUCUUAAUGACCCUUCCAGGCAGGAGGCUGGUGACAUAGCCAAUGGCUCUGGAGAGGCAAAAUCAGGUGUUUGUAUGAUUCUGUGA